Molecule: messenger RNA, 1774 nt
Organism: Tripterygium wilfordii
Lineage: Eukaryota; Viridiplantae; Streptophyta; Magnoliopsida; Celastrales; Celastraceae
Product: UDP-glycosyltransferase 76C4-like
Exons: 2
Coding region: 30-1436 (468 amino acids)
Molecular function (GO): UDP-glycosyltransferase activity
Source: RefSeq, a predicted model, not a curated record
AAUGACUUGAAAAGAAUCAUUCACAAGACAUGGAAAACAAAGGAAUUAGAAGAACCGGUGGUCCUCACUUGGUGCUAGUACCAUGUCCUUUACAAGGCCAUAUGAAUCCAAUGCUUCAUUUGGCAAAACUCCUCCACUCCAAAGGCUUUACAAUCACAAUUAUUAACACCCAAAUCUCUUCUCAUCAUCAUCAUCAUCCAAAUGACUUGUUCUUCUAUGAAUCAAUUGAUGGUGGUUUACCAGAUGCCUCCUCCAUUGAUGGUGAUGUUGUGCCAUUCUUGUUGGAACUCAAUUUGAAGUGUAGAGAACCAUUUAGAGAUUGCUUGGCUCGGAUGAUGGUGAGAGUUGAUGGCUCUAGAGAUCAUGUUUCCUGCAUCAUCCAUGAUUCUGCCAUGUACUUCUCUGUUUCUGUUGCUGAUGAAUUGGAGAUUCCUAGGAUUGUUUUGAGGACAAGUAGUGCUGCCACCUUCUAUGGCUUCUCACUUCUCUUCAAGCGGAAAGGAUGUCUUCCAAUCCAAGAGGAUCAAAUGGAGGAAGCACUUGAAGAAUUUCCAACCCUGAGAGUGAAGGACAUGCCAAUCUUCAAGACAUCCUACCAAGAAGCCAAGGAAGAGAUAUUUGCUACUACAAUUCACAAUUCAACAAUGACUGCUUCUGCAAUCAUAUGGAACUCUCUCACUUGUCUUGAACAAUUGAUGUUCAAGAACAUCCAAGAAAACCACUUGGUUCCAAUCUUCCCUAUUGGGCCUCUCCACAAACACUCAAAAGCCUCUUUAACCACCAAGCCCAUAUUGACCAAGGAGGAUCACCAUCCUUGCAUUGUUUGGUUAGACACACAAACCCCAAAAUCAGUCAUAUAUGUGAGCCUUGGGAGUUUAGUUGCAAUAAGUGAGAAUGAGUUCAUUGAGAUGGGUUGGGGUCUAGCCAAUAGUGACCAACCCAUUUUGUGGGUGGUUAGGCCAGGGCUAGUCCAUGGCUCAAAUGGGUCAAACCUUGUUGAUUUAUUCCCCAAGGAGUUGAAUGAGCUUAUGUCAAAAAGGGCUUGCAAAUUCACUGAUUGGGCACCACAAGAGCAAGUCUUGGCACACCCAUCUAUAGGUGGGUUUUUGACACACAAUGGGUGGAAUUCUACAAUUGAGAGCAUUUGUGAAGGGGUCCCUAUGAUUUGUUGGCCAUGUUUUGGUGAUCAAAGGGUUAAUGCAAGGUUUGUGAGCCAUUUUUGGAGGGUUGGUGUCCAAUUGGAGGACAAAUUGGAGAGAGAGGAUAUAGAGAGUGCUAUUAGAAGGCUCAUGGUGGACAAAGAGGGUAAGAAGAUAAGAGGGAGAGCCAUACAAUUUAAGGAGAAGAUUGGGUUUUCCUUGAGACAAGGAGGUUCCUCUUGUGUGUUUUUAGAUAAUUUAGUUGAUUUUAUUAAGACGAAAUCCAAUCCCUUUUGAUAAUGUAUAAGUUGUGAUUACUAAAAGGGCUAGGACCCCUCACAAAUCAAAUUGUGAUUCACAGUAUUAGAUCAAUCACUUCCUUUCAUUUUGUUUUAUCAUACACACAUAAAUAAAGACUACAAACCAUAACACGACAGACCGACAAACCCAAGCAAUGAUAUGGAGAAUCGUGGCCAUUAUCUAACCAACAACAUUGCAAAUCCAAAAGCAAUUUGGCUUAGAAUAUUACCUGAGAGUCAAGGCAACAACCCAUUUGACAAAAGAUAUAUACCUUUGUAUAAGUCAAUUAUGGAUUCCUUGACAAAAAUAUUGGAAUCUUGAAGAUAUUUGUACUA